Molecule: messenger RNA, 6335 nt
Organism: Astyanax mexicanus (Mexican tetra)
Lineage: Eukaryota; Metazoa; Chordata; Actinopteri; Characiformes; Acestrorhamphidae
Gene: col18a1a
Product: collagen type XVIII alpha 1 chain a
Exons: 40
Coding region: 181-4905 (1574 amino acids)
Molecular function (GO): protein binding
Source: RefSeq, a predicted model, not a curated record
UCAGGUUCUGCUUGGGAUGGUAGUAGAGUAGAGAAGGAGUUUAAAGCCAAUUCUGUUUUAGAGUCAGUCUCUGAACCAGAGCCACAGUUUCAUUCUGGGUCAAGAGCUGUAAAUCAGUCCAGGUUUGCAUUUGCAAGCAUCUCUAGGUCCCUUCCUUUGGAAGAUGAGCAAGUCUAUGAUAUGCAGACCAAUCUGGUGGAAGAUAGACUAGAGACAAGUCAGAGCAAAGUGGAUCUUUCCCAAUUGAACAAGGGCAUCCAGAGUAGAGGGAACACCACUAAUUUUUCUAGAGAUGAAUCGAACUUUAGUGUGAAUGUUUCUUUGGAAAGCAUCAACGGUAGCUCUAUAAAUACGGUAGAAACUUCUAGCAAUAGUUCUGGUUGGCAUGCUGAUCGCAAUAACUCGACGCAGUAUUCUCUGCCUGAAUACUCUGUCUCAAACAACUUACUAACCGCUGGAAGUAACCCUUCUUUCCAAGCUAGCUCAUCACCUGUCGUGGAAUCCCCACGCUGCCUGCCCGUCGAUUCCGACUUGCCCUUUUGCAGCAGGAUGGGAGUGGAGAGUUUUGCGGUGCCCAACUUCCUCAACCAGACCAGCGUAGAGGAAGUGGAGGUGCUGUUGCGGGAGUGGGCGUGGCUUAUUCGCUCAGGCUGCCACCACAGCACAGAGUGGUUCUUCUGCCUGCUGGUGGUACCCCAUUGUGGCCCUCCUGGCCUGCCCCCGCAGCUGCCCUGCCGCAGCUUCUGCGAGCUCCUGAUUGACAGCUGCUGGACGGCGCUGGGGGGUGGCGGACGCCUUCCUGUGGAGUGCAGCUCUCUCCCAGAGGAGAGCGACAACGGCUAUCAGUGUCUGUCAGUUAGUACCCAGAAAGAAAAUGUCGUGUCACUCCUGCAGCUGAUCGGCGAGCCUCGACCCAGUGGCAUCGUCAAGCUCUACGGAUCGGACACCCCCGGCUAUGCUUUCGAUUCGGAUUCCAACGUGGGUCAGCUGGCGCGAGCGCACCUGCCGAACCCUUUCUACCGUGACUUCUCCCUGCUCUUCAACCUGAUGCCCGUCAGCCCCAAAGCCGGCGUCAUCUUCUCCAUCACCGACUCCUCUCAGAAGAUCAUGUACGUGGGAGUGAAGCUGACGCAAGUGAAGGGGGAUAAGCAGGACAUCAAGCUCUUCUACACCGAGCCGGACUCUCAGACCUCCUACGAGGCGGCCAGCUUCAGCGUGCCCUCCAUGUUCAACACCUGGACCCGCUUCUCCAUCAGCGUGCAGGACGACCAGGUGUCCCUCUUUUUAAACUGCGACACCGAUCCCAUGGUGGUCCGCUUUGAGCGUUCCCCAGACGAGAUGGAGCUGGAAUCAGGAGCUGGACUUUUCAUUGGACAGGCCGGAGGAGCCGAUCCCGAUAAGUUUCAGGGUAUUAUUGGAGAUCUGAAGAUUGUUGGAAAUCCUAGAGCAGCGGAGCGGCACUGUGAAGAAGAGGAGGACGACUCUGAUGCAGCCUCUGGUGAUUAUGGAAGCGGAUAUGAAGACGCUCGCACCGUCUCGACCACACCUGCCUCUCUCAGGCCUAUUCCAGUGCCACCAGUUACCUACAAUGAUGUGAAAACUGUGAGGAAAGAGACAGAGACAGGUGCGACUGGAGCUCGUGGAGAGAAAGGAGACAAAGGAGACAAGGGAGACAAGGGAGACCGUGGACCUGAGGGUCCCAGGGGACCCAAGGGAGAUUCAGGAUCUGGAGCAGCAUCUGGAGGCCCUAAAGGAGACAAAGGCAGCGCAGGAGAGAAAGGAAUGAAGGGUGCAGCAGGCUUCGGCUAUCCUGGAUCAAAGGGUGACCAAGGACCUCCUGGUCCACCAGGCCCUCCCGGUCCUCCUGGACCUGGUGCUGAAGUGGUGGAGAGAGGGGAUGGGUCUGUAGUGCAGCGGGUUGCAGGACCCAAGGGACCACCAGGACCACAAGGACAACCGGGCCCAGCCGGCCCUGCUGGAGCGGACGGGGAGCCCGGUGACCCUGGCGAAGAUGGAAUUGCUGGGCCAGCUGGACCUCAAGGUUUCCCAGGAACCCCAGGAGACUCUGGAGCUAAAGGAGAAAAAGGUGAUAGGGGUGAAGGCCAGCCAGGACCGAGGGGACCACCCGGGCCUCCAGGACCUCCAGGACCCUCAUCUCGCGCAGACCGACCUACCUUUUUGGACAUGGAGAGCUCUGGAUUUGGUGAUCUGGAGAGUAUACGGGGAUUGCCUGGCCUUCCAGGCCCACCUGGACCACCUGGACCUCCUGGACCUUCAGGCCCUGCCAACACAGCAGUGUCCGGUGCCGCUGGCGCCUUUGGGCCUCCUGGUCCACCUGGACAGAACGGAGCUCCUGGAAGUCCAGGGGUUGCUGGACCACCGGGUGCUGACGGCAAACCAGGCCAGCCGGGCCCCAGAGGAGAGAAGGGGGAUGCUGGUGAGCUCGGCCUACCUGGUGCAGUGGGAGAAAAGGGUGCUCAGGGACCUGCUGGUCCUCAAGGAAGACCAGGCCAGGGUGGACUUGCUGGCCUUCCUGGACCGAUGGGACCUGUUGGACCCCCAGGACCUCCUGGGCCUCCAGGACCGAGCUUUCGUGUUGGCUUUGAUGAUAUGGAGGGCUCUGGUGUUGGUGUUUUCCAUAGCACACCUGGUGUCAGAGGACCAGAAGGAGUACAGGGUACCCCUGGAAUUCCAGGUCUGCCGGGCAAACCUGGUCUACCUGGAAUAAAAGGAGAGAAAGGUGAUGAGGGUCUUCAGGGAAGAGAUGGACGCCCUGGCCUGGACGGAUUUCCUGGACCACAGGGUCUGAAGGGUGAGCAUGGUGACAGAGGAGAGAGAGGAGAGCCAGGACGGGAUGGUAAUGGUCUUCCAGGCCCACCUGGACCUCCAGGACCUCCAGGACAGGUCAUCUAUCGCUCUUCUGAUGGUGGUUUACCUGGACCCCCUGGUCAAGCAGGAUUCCCAGGCCCAAUGGGACCAAAGGGUGAGAGAGGUGACCCUGGACCUUCAGGCUAUGGUUUCAAGGGAGAGAAAGGAGAACCUGGUGUGGUUAUUGGACCUGAUGGAAGCCCAUUUUAUCUUGGUGGAUUGUCAGGACAAAAGGGUGACCGAGGACCUGCUGGACCUGUGGGACCUACUGGGCCAUAUGGUCCUCCCGGUUUGAAGGGGGAGAUUGGAAUGCCAGGCAGGCCUGGUCGGCCAGGUGUGAACGGAUACAAAGGAGAGAAAGGAGAGCCAAGCUCAGGCACUGGAUACGGCUACCCUGGUCCACCCGGCCCCCCAGGGCCCCCUGGUCCCCCGGGUCCUUCCACAGCUCUGGACAGAUUUGGUAGAUACGAAGAUAACGGGAGGGUGUAUCCAGCUAUGAAAGGAGAGAAGGGAGACCGUGGAGCUCCUGGUGUCUCCGGACCAGCAGGCAACUAUGACAUUUACACGUUGAAGAAUGAGCUGAAGGGUGAACGUGGAGAGUCAGGUCUGAAAGGGGAAAAAGGUGAACCUGGUGGUUAUUAUGAUCCUCGUUUUGGAGCAGUGGGAGGACCAGCUGGAGCUCCUGGAAGCCCUGGACUACCUGGUCCUAAAGGAGAUUCUGUCAGAGGGCCUCCCGGUCCACAGGGCCCACCUGGGGCUCCUGGUAUUGGCUAUGAAGGACGCCAAGGAAACCCAGGGCCACCUGGACCUCCUGGACCACCUGGGUCACCCUCCUUACCUGGACCAUACAGACCCCCAGUCAGCAUUCCUGGUCCCCCUGGUCCUGCAGGUCCACCUGGCCCACCUGGCCCAAAUUCUGGGGUGAUGAUUCUGAGGUCAUAUGACACACUGCUCGCAACAGCACCCAAACAACCAGAGGGCACACUCAUCUACAUCAUAGAAAAGAGCGAUCUCUAUAUCCGAGUGCGGGAAGGCAUCAGACAAGUGAUGCUUGGAGAUUAUAACCCCUUCAACAGAGAUUUGGACAAUGAAGUGGCUGCUGUGCAGCCGCCCCCGGUGGUCCACUACUCCCAAGACCACUCUGCCAAUAACGGUGCAGAGCACUUCUCCCAUGGUGGAUCCGCCACCCAGCCCAUUGAGCCCCCGGCCCGCCAUCCAGCAGAGAGGCCUGAAACUCAUCCAGCCCCUCCUGACACUCGCUAUGACCCCCGCUACCCAGAUCCCAGAUACCCAGCCCAGCCUGACCCUCGCUACCCAGCCCAGCCUGACCCUCGCUACCCAGCCCAGCCCGACCCUCGCUACCCAGCCCAGCCCGACCCUCGCUACCCACCCCACACUGAUCAGAGGUACAGCCACGUCCAGCCGGACAGAUACCCCAUCACACCGGCCCGCAGACCCAGCCCACCCGUCGUCCAGCCUGAGGGCCACACGCACACAUCAGGACCAGGGCUGCACCUGAUCGCCCUGAACAGCCCUCAAGUGGGCAACAUGCGGGGCAUCCGCGGGGCCGACUUCCUGUGUUUCCAGCAGGCGCGGGCAGCAGGACUGAGGGGCACAUUCAGGGCCUUCCUGUCCUCCAAACUUCAGGAUCUCUACAGCAUCGUCCGCAAGUCUGACAGACACACACUGCCCAUCGUCAACCUGAAGGACCAAGUGCUGUUCAGCAGCUGGGAGUCUCUGUUUGGUGAUUCGGAGGGCAGGAUGAAGAACAAUGCCCCCAUCUACUCGUUUGAUGGCAGAGAUAUCCUCAGGGACAGUGCAUGGCCAGAGAAGAUGAUCUGGCACGGCUCUAACGGUAAGGGUCACCGCCAGACAGAUAACUACUGUGAGACAUGGCGGACGUCGGAUCACGCGGUGAUGGGUCUGGCCUCGUCCCUGCAGGCCGGACAGCUUCUCCAGCAGAUGCCCAGCAGCUGCUCUGGAUCGUACAUAGUGCUGUGUAUCGAGAACAGCUACAUCACACAAUCAAAGAAGUAAACAGCCCAUCUGUCACAGAGAGCGCUAGGCGACACUGCGUUCACUGUCCGUGUAGGACGUUUCAUUUCCUCUCCACAAAAAAAAAAAAAAAAAAACAAAUAUGAAAAUAGAAAAGACAUAAUAAUAAUAAUUAUAAUAAAAGACAGGAGCUAGGUCUGCUUGGCAGAGAAGCUGCCCGUUGUCCUCUGGUUUCUUCUGUAAUGCCAAAGAGACAGGCUGACCACGGUUGGCUGUGUCUCCGGGCAUUGGCACAUAUUUUUUAUUUUUUUGCAGUUGAACCAGAGAUGAGAGGCCAAUAGAGAGAGGCUGCGUUUUUAAUUGUAUCCAUAUAAAAAAAAGAUAAAUUGUAUAUGAAAUGUUGUUCGUUCACAUUGUUUUGUUUUGUUUUGUUUAUUUGUUUUUUUUAAUGAUUUUCUGUUCAUCAGUGUUUCUUUAUAAGAUGUCUUAAUUGGUAUAUUUAACCAGUUUUAGCUACUUUUAGUAUUUUUAUUUUUUUGUGCAACUUUGUUUUGUUUGUUACUUAUUACAGUUCUUUUCAUCCACGUUGGAUCCAAGCUGUUGGACGUUCAGGGGCGGAGAAAGCCUAAAAAUGGAAGAAGAAAAAAAAACAAAAAACUUAGAAUUUACAAAGAGAGUAAAUAUUUAUUUUGCAGUAAAAAUAACUACAUUAUGAAUUUGAAAAAAAAAAAAAGAUUUAGGUCACAUUUCUUGUUAGGCUAUUUUAGUUAGCACUUUUUUGUUGCAGCGUAUGGCUUGUAUAUAUACACAGAUGAAAGUGUGAAAUUAAAAUAGACUAAAAUACACUACAACCACUCUGAUGAGAACAAAAGAAUAUUUUGAUAUUUAGCCCCUAAAGGACUUUUGUACAAACCGAUACGUUGAGUUGAUACUGAGUUGAUAGCAUGGCUCAGCUGUGUGUGUGUGUGUGUGUGUGUAUGGGAUCAAAUGUGUGUGAAACGUGUCCGUCAGUGGGAAAUUCAUAUGGACGUUUUUCUCUGUCAUUAUCUUCAUGCUCAUUCCAGAUAGUUUUUCUACAGGAUAUUAAAGAGGAUACAAUUAUAUAAAAUCAGAAAAAACACAGAUAUUUGAUAAGUUUCUAAGUUUCAUUCAGAAAACAGUUUGUUACAGUUUAUUUCUGUUAAUGAAAAAUAGUAACCAGUUCUGAAACCCCGGUUAUUCACGGCUGGGUAGAGGAUAAGUUUAAGCUCAGUUUUGGUGCUGCUUUGUGUGAGAGUUAAGCUGGGGGGGUCAGAGGUGUACUUUUAGCGAGACACUUAAUCUUAGACCUGUAUUAAAUGUUGCUGGCUCUGUGCUAGAGGUGAUGAUUCAGUACGACCCUGUGCGACUCACAUCCUUCCUGUAACCUUUAUGUGCUCCACCGUUUUUACAAGGCACUGAAUAAAUGAUUUUUCUCCAUUCACAAAAAAUAA